AUGUACUCCACGGUGAAGCUGCCGGACCAAAGGACGACGACAAAGGCCCCUCGCACCAAAAAAAAACGGACGAAGCGAAGGAGCGACGACCCCUCGAUCUAUUCGCGACGCGAACGACGCAACCGCCGCCAUCGCAGAUCCCAGGCGCUAGCCGCGGAUCCCUUUGCCGGCGCUGAGGGGUCGUGGAGGCGCCGCCGCCGAGGUCCUAAAGGAGGCGCCGCCGCCAUCGUUGUGGACCUUCGGGUCGCCAUCGAGACACCUCUGUUGAGUAUUCCUUCGCCUUCACACGGUGAUGGGCAUGGUGGCGGAAGAAGGUCGUCUUCUCAGAGCACCGCACGCUGGCCGCCGUCUUCAUCCGCGGCCGCACCAACAAGACAGCAAGAAUCAUACCCCACCCACACGGUGGCACGACGCAGAAGGGCUACAUGGGUCUAUAGCGGCGCGUGCAAUGGAAGGACACCUAUGGGAACAAGCUCACCGAGGCUAGCUCAUUCAUUAAGGGCUACUCAGCUCUGCUUUUGCCCUCCCUUUGGAGAUUGGAUUAUAUGUGUUGAAGGCUCUUCAUACUAAAUUUAAUAAAUCUUGUCAUGUUUUCAUA
Triticum dicoccoides is the source of this 598-nucleotide messenger RNA. RefSeq lists its product as uncharacterized. The record is from RefSeq and is a predicted model, not a curated record. Lineage: Eukaryota; Viridiplantae; Streptophyta; Magnoliopsida; Poales; Poaceae. The transcript has 4 exons. Bases 1 to 570 code for a protein of 189 amino acids.